Corticium candelabrum is the source of this 2278-nucleotide messenger RNA. RefSeq names its product cyclic nucleotide-gated cation channel alpha-3-like. The transcript is spliced from 11 exons. Gene Ontology annotation, cellular component: membrane. Gene Ontology annotation, biological process: transmembrane transport; monoatomic ion transport. Lineage: Eukaryota; Metazoa; Porifera; Homoscleromorpha; Homosclerophorida; Plakinidae. Gene Ontology annotation, molecular function: monoatomic ion channel activity; protein-containing complex binding. Bases 106 to 2091 code for a protein of 661 amino acids. The record is from RefSeq and is a predicted model, not a curated record.
CUAAGCGAUCGAGCGGAUGCGACUUCCGAAGCCAUUCGCUUGACACCUGGUACGUUCCUCGAAUCCUGCUGUUCUUCGUGCUGGUAACUGCUCUUAGUGUGGUUGAUGUCGCAACAGCAAAUCAAAUCACCUUGCGAACGACAAUCAAAGCGUGAAGAGGUUGGUCGGAGCUCGCACUCCAAACGCGUCAGAACGGCAGCAAACGGUGAUGCAUCUGUAGUAAAGAGACAGCGAAACUCUGCCCACUCCGUGCCCUUGAAAUCGAAGUCAAAAUCGACAGGUGCGACGUCUAGGCAAGAAAGAGAUGGGUAUGAUGCCAACAAAGAGCUACCGGCAAGAAAGACAGCCGCAAGCACUUAUUGCUAUUGUUUGCCUACGUUGUUUUCUAUGCGCGUGUGGGUGGCUGUAGUUUGCCUAGCUGUUCUGUAUAACUUCUGGCUUAUUAUCGCAAGGACGGCGUUUGGUGAUCUGCAAUCGUCUGCGGAUACCGUUUGGUUUGCUCUCGACUACACUGCAGAUAGCAUAUUUCUGGCAGAUAUGGUCAUCCGGUUCCGCACCACUCCCCCGUCGCUGCCUCGCUAUAUUUCAUCAUGGCACUUUGUUGCUGAUAUAGUAAGUCUACUGCCAUUGGAUCUUUUAUACUUCCAAGUUGGCACUCAGCCUGUAUUGAGACUGAAUCGAUUGUUCAAGUGUCAUCGUUUGCUUACAUUGCAUCAGCAAUUGAGGACAAGAAUAUCAGCAGUGGAUGUUUGGCGUUUCUGUGUUCUGCUGCACAAUGUUCUGUUGAUUGUUCAUUGGAAUGCCUGUUUAUACUUUCUUGUUUCCAAGAGCACUGGAUUACCUGGAGAUUCUUGGGGUUAUCCGUUAAAUGAGAUUGACUCUGACUCGUUGACUCGACAGUAUGUGUAUUCUUGCUAUUGGUCAGCCUCAGCUCUAUUGGGACUUGGCCGGCUGCUGGCUUGCAGCACACCAGAGACCAAUGCACAGUUUGCUUUCUCAACAGUUCAGUGUAUUCUCUCAGUUGGACUUUUGUCUGUUAUCAUAGGUUAUGUGACAACAUGGAUGCAUCAUAGAUCAUCUCAUGAGCUGUCUCUCAAACAGAUUUUGCAAAAUACUAAGAAAUACAUGGCACAGACAAACAUUUCAAAAAAGAGCAGAGAAAGAGCACAAGACUGGAUUGACUAUGCAUGGAGCAGGUUAUCAACUUCCUUAGCCAGUCCUUCCACUGUACUAUUAAAGCUGCCUCCAUCUCUGCAGCAAGAACUAGCAAAGCCGAUUACUGUCAAUGUGCUGCAAAGGAUUUUUGUGUUCCAAAAUUUGGACGCUUGCAUUUUGAAUGACUUAGUGCUUCGGAUGAAGACUGUCACUGUACUUCCUGGUGAUGUUGUAGUCAGAAGAGGCAGUGCAGGUCAGGAAUUUUUUAUUGUCUCAAGAGGGCAGCUGAAAGUAAUAAGAGAGAAUGGCCAUAUUUCAGAAACACUAAGUGAAGGAUCACAUUAUGGAGAAUUGAAUCUUCUUAGUAAUCCAAUAGAAACAGUCGAUAUUAUCUCAGUUGGAUUCUCUGAAAUCCUUACUCUAACGAGAGAUGAUUUACAUACAGCAUUGAAACACUACUCAGGACCUACUGAAUUAAACUUGAAAAGAAGUAGCAGUGAAAGACUGCCACAUGAUUUAUUCCCAAUGGGAGAUCAAUCUACAAUGCCAAACACUGGUGUUAGGCAGAAUCCAGAAGUGCAACAAAGAAAUCACAGCAGCCAUGAUAUUCAUUCAUCACCACCAACUGGUGCAAACAAAGUUCCUACUAUUGUGGUGUCAUCGCCACAGACAGAUUCCUAUAUGGCUAAUUCUCCAACCUCUCCAUCACAAAACAAUUCGUUAUACUCUGUAGCAGACUUACAACAAUUUCUGGAAAAGGAAAUUCACUCACUACAUGACACCGUGUGGGCACUUGCAAAUGAAACUGCUGCCCAAGCAAGAGAAAUAUGGCUACUUAGAAAUGAGGUCCACCAUAAUGGAAAACCUUCAACCAGAAAGGAAUGGGAAAUGUCAGAAAUGAAACGAUUUGAUGAAGCAAGGACAGACAUAUUGUAGAUUGUAGAUUAAAAAAUAAAUACAAAUUGGACCCAUAGUUACAGUUACAGAUACAGCCUAACUUGACAUGUGUGUUAACAUGCUUACUGAUGGUUUUUUAUGCUGAUCAUAAAAUUAAUAUGAUGUAAUACGUACCGAUUGUUGUCUGUGUUGUAAGCUGUAAGAAACAUUUGAAUGGCAGAUAUGC